Pollicipes pollicipes is the source of this 2364-nucleotide messenger RNA. Its product is annotated as superoxide dismutase [Cu-Zn]. NCBI's taxonomy places the organism in Eukaryota, Metazoa, Arthropoda, Thecostraca, Pollicipedomorpha, Pollicipedidae. Gene Ontology annotation, biological process: superoxide metabolic process. The record is from RefSeq and is a predicted model, not a curated record. The transcript has 5 exons. Gene Ontology annotation, molecular function: copper ion binding. Bases 26 to 610 code for a protein of 194 amino acids.
CACAGUGUGACGCGCAGGGCUGAACAUGGUGGAUAUCAAGCUGACGGUGUCGGUGGCGGCUGCGCUACUGGUCGGCGCCGUUGUCGGAGGGCUGGUGGGACACUUCGCGGUCCCUAGCAGCGACCCGAACGUGCCGAAAGCGGUGCCGGCCGAUGCGCAGUGCAUUCUGCAAGGCGCCGUGGCCAACAGCAACGUCAGAGGCACGAUAAGCUUCAGGAGGGGCGGCGGCACCAUCACAGUCACCGGCACUGUCACAGGACUGAGUCCGGGCAAGCACGGCUUCCACGUGCACCAGGCGGGCAGCACGGCCAACGGCUGCAAGGCGGCCAAGGGACACUUCAACCCGCUCGGCAAAGCCCACGGCGCCCCGUCGUCGGCAGAACGUCACGUGGGUGACCUCGGCAACAUCGUGGCCGACGCCAACCAGUUGGCCAACAUCAACAUCAAGGACAGCGUCAUACGGUUUGCCGGCGACGGCAACAUCCUGGGUCGGGCGAUCGUGAUCCACGCCGGCGAGGACGACCUCGGUCUGGGAGGUCAGAGUGACAGCAAGACGACCGGCCACGCCGGGGCCCGGCUCGCGUGCUGCAUCAUCGGCGCCGUCAACUGAGCUGUGACGUCAGCGGGACGACGUGGCCGCGAGCGUGACGUCGUAGGAGCUGUGGACGGAGAGCGUUCCCCGCGGUCUCAGCGGCGGCUGGCGUGUUGUCAUGACAACCGCGUGCUGACCGUUCGACGUUCUUCCUGGUCGACGAUGGUCUUUUCCAAAGUGAGGACAAAGUGCGUGCGACUUCGGUACUUCAGCCGAAGGCGUGACGUCAUUGGUUCCGGUCAGAGAGUGAUGUUGAUAUGUCCUUGAACUCGGAGUGUGGAUACCGCUGCCCGAGUUUGUGCCUUGCUUAGGGCCGUCAGCUGAAUGUGUGAGUUCUCGAGUGUCCCCAGCUGGGCUGUGGCCCGUACGGAGGCGGCACAACCGAUGGAGGCGACUGAAGAGCCCGGACUUGGUGGGAAUGUCUUGGUCUGCGAAUCUCUCGUCAUUUUCUGACAGGAAUUUUGGGCAAAGGCAGCUGCGACAAACUCUGGCUGCGAUUUACACAUGAGGAGAGAUUUACGUCAACUACAUUCCUUUCGUUAUUCAACACAGUGACAUGUCAUUUGCUAAAGUUCGCGAUGCCUGCGAAGUUGGCAAUUGCACGUUGGGAAUUGCACCAGAAAGCUAAAUGAGUUUCGUCAGCAAGGAUAGGGUAUAAUCCCAGGACGUCAGUUGCUGUCGAGCGCCUGGUGCACUGGUCACGGGCCCGAGACAUGCUUUACGACAGGGCAGUUCCAGAGGGUGUGAAUAGUAAUCCCCGCGGAAGGUACAUUCCGUCCAAUUUUCAAGCUGAGGUUGUACCGCUAGCACUACGCUGUUGCAUUCGCAGAGUCUGCUGUCAGCGCCGUAAUUCGCGCAUGAGGUGUUCAGAUACGUUCAGACAAUUGUUGACACACUUUUCAGACGUUUGAGUGACUGCCCUGGGCCUGUAUGUUCAAAUUUUGGUGGCUUUGUCGAAGGAUUGAAGGGUGCAGGUCACGAAACAACUGGUUACGCACUCGUUACUAAAAAAUAACUUCUUUUGUAUUGAGAUAGCCUCUGGAAUGAUUGGCAGGCUGCUGCCUUGUUAAACAGCAUUGCUGACGCAUAUAUUCGACAUAGGCCAUUGAAACCCAAUUUAAGAGGUCAUGGGAAAAAUUGUAUGACAUCGUGGCGAAACACCCUAAAACAGAACACCGCCUUCCACGAUGCUACCUCAGUUCCAAUGCAAAGCCGCCUGCACUUUUCAAAAUUCUUAAUUCCGUGAUACCAUUUAUCAUCUCGGUGGAAUGUGCCACUUUCGUGAGCCUGCUUCCAACGCCGCGCAGGGAAAGGAACAGUUUCGAAGCAUUGACAGGAAAUAUUUUGUAAGCUAGAGCAUACCUACUGUCGGUGAAAAUGAUGUGACAAACCGAGAUGCACAUUGAAAAGUGUAUGCUUUGUCAAGAUUUUAUGACCGAACAGGCUCCUUUUCAAGGUUUACACACAUGCAUGAGUAUUAGGAAGUGCGCGUAAGAUUGUAUCGCACCUGAUGUCCUAGAGAAAGCGUGCAUAACACUCACUGCCUGGUUAGAAGUCGAGGUAUAUUUCACAAUGCAAUUGGUAAUCAUUUACAUUUUCUUUAGUGUUUUGGGUUUUUCGAUGGUGCUCAGAACGCUAUGUGCUUUUAAUGUUCACAAACAACAUUCCGUAUUAAUUUGUAUAUGGUUAAAUAUAUCAAAUUGUAUAUGGAAAAGCUAUGUCUGUGAAUAUUGUAAUUGUGCACAAAGUUUCGAAUACAUAUGCGUAUUUUC